Zootoca vivipara (common lizard) is the source of this 6328-nucleotide messenger RNA. RefSeq names its product FERM domain containing 4B (gene FRMD4B). Gene Ontology annotation, cellular component: bicellular tight junction; adherens junction; cytoskeleton. The record is from RefSeq and is a predicted model, not a curated record. Lineage: Eukaryota; Metazoa; Chordata; Lepidosauria; Squamata; Lacertidae. Gene Ontology annotation, biological process: establishment of epithelial cell polarity.
GCGUCUGGGAGGUCUGCCCAGGAAGCGGCGCGUGAAUGAGGAGUUUGUGCGAGAGGCUCUGGCCCCCGGCCUCUCCGCGAAGCGCGCCUCAUCCUUGCUCGGCGCGGUGUAGCAUGAGCCUGCAAUAGCAGAAGGAGCGCCUUGUUGUUGUUAUUGUUGUUAUUAUUAUCUGGACUGCUGAGAGCCAAGGCGCAAGGGAGAGGAGGAGGAGAAGAAGCAGCGUGGCUCUGAGAGAGAGAGAGUGAGAGGGUCCCCCUCUGAAGUGGCAAAGUCAUGGCUUCGGUUUUCAUGUGCGGAGUGGAGGACCUGCUCUUCAGCGGGAGUCGCUUCGUCUGGAACCUGACAGUGUCGACGCUGAGGAGGUGGUACACCCAGCGGGUGAGGGGAUGCCACCAGGCGCUGAGGACGUGGUGCGGGAUAAGGGACGUCUAUCAGAUGACAGAAGGGAGACACUGUCAGGUACAGCUUCUGGAUGACAGGAAGUUGGAGCUGCUGGUUCAGCCCAAGCUCUUGUCACGGGAAUUGUUGGAUCUGGUGGCUUCCCAUUUCAACCUCAAAGAAAAGGAGUAUUUUGGGAUAACAUUCAUAGAUGAUACAGGUCAGAAUAUCUGGCUACAGUUAGAUCACAGAGUUCUGGAUCAUGAUCUGCCCAAGAAACCUGGUCCAGCGACUUUGUUUUUUGCUGUCAGGUUUUACAUUGAAAGCAUUUCCUUCCUGAAGGACAAAACCACAGUUGAGCUCUUUUUCCUGAAUGCAAAGUCCUGUGUGCAUAAGGGGCAUAUUGAGGUGGAAAGUGAGACAGUCUUCAGGUUAGCUGCUUUGAUUUUACAGGAAGCUAAAGGGGACUACUCCAGCGAUGAGAAUGCAAGGAAAGAUCUAAAGAACUUGCCUGCCUUUCCUACCAAGACACUACAAGAACACCCAUCGCUCGCCUUUUGUGAGGACAGAGUCAUUGAACAUUAUGUAAAAAGCAAGGGGCUGACCAGAGGACAAGCGAUUGUUCAGUACAUGAAAGUGGUUGAAGCUUUGCCUACAUAUGGAGUCCAUUACUACGGAGUAAAGGAUAAACAAGGGAUCCCAUGGUGGCUCGGGAUCAGUUAUAAAGGAAUCGGCCAGUACGAUUUACAAGAUAAAGUCAAGCCUAGGAAGUUAUUCCAAUGGAAACAGCUGGAGAAUCUCUAUUUCCGUGAGAAGAAAUUUGCUGUUGAGGUUCACGAUCCCCGUAGAAUUUCGGUGUCACGGAGGACUUUUGGACAGAGCGGCCUCGUAGUGCAAACCUGGUAUGCGAACACGUCUCUGAUCAAAUCCAUCUGGGUUAUGGCAAUCAGUCAACAUCAGUUUUACUUGGACAGGAAACAAAGCAAAGCAAAAAUCCCCUCAGCCAGAAGCUUGGACGAUAUUGCAAUGGACUUAACAGAGAUGGGAACACCAAAGGUUUCGAAAUUAGCCACUUUGGAAGCAAAGAGUCAACUUAUUAUGGCCAGCAAUGGUAGCCUAAUCUCCUCAGGGUCUCAAGAUUCAGAGGCCAGCGAAGAGCAAAAGAAAGAGAAAAUCUUGGAGCUGAAAAAGAAAGAAAAGCUUUUGCAGGAGAAGCUUUUGCAGAAAGUUGACGAACUGAAGAAAAUCUGCCUGCGGGAAGCGGAGCUCACUGGGAAAAUGCCAAAGGAAUAUCCCCUGGGCACAGGAGAGAAACCACCUCAGGUCAGAAGGCGUGUAGGCACAGCCUUCAAAUUGGAUGGCAACCUGCUUCCCAGCGAGGAGGACCCAGCUCUGCAGAAUCUGGAGAGCAACUUCUUCAUACAGCAAAAGAUGGUGGAAGCUGUGAAGAAACUUUCCAGUGAGCCAGACCUAUGCAAAAAUGUGAAGAAGAAGAGGAAACAGGAGUACAUAGAAGCAGUGAAAAAGCUUCAGGAGAUUGAAAAUUCCAUUAAUGAGUAUAGGAUUAAGUGUGGAAAGAAACCUACACAGAAAUCAACCCUGACCUUACCAGAUGAAAUCAUCCCUUCUGAGAGCAGCUCUUUGUCUGACACAACAACAUUUGAAGAUGCAGGUAGUGAUUAUCUUGCUGUGCCAGGCCAAAGAAUAAACUCUGUGCCACUUUCUCCAAAAUCUCCAUCACCCAAAUCCCUUGGGGUGGAGAGAAUCCAUCUCAGGAAGUCCUCCAUGAAUGAGCAACUCCUUGAAUCCAGGCACUCCAGAUAUUGGGAUGGUGGCCACAUACCGGAUUCCUCUAUUUAUAAUCACAGAGACCCCUUGUCAACACACAGCAGCCCGUACAGAACAGUGGAGAGGCAGCACCGUGGUGGAAGAAGUAUGCCCACAACACCAGUUCUCACACGCAAUGCGUAUAGUAGCACUCAUUUACAGCCGGAUGUAUCCCCCCAGCACUGCAGGCAGCGGAGGGGCAGCUUAGAGUCCCAAACCAACUUGCUGUCUGAGACUGCCAGCGAAAAGCCAGUGUUCACCCUUUCGAAAUCUCCAAGAAGCAGCAGUACAGAAAUCCUAGAUGAUGGGUCCUCCUACACCAGCCAGUCCAGCGCGGAAUACUACGUGACCUCAAGCCCAAGCCCCUGCUAUACAACCCAGACUCUGGACAACCGUACAAGAAACAGGAGAUGGACCAAGAAACAGAACAUUUCUGCUGCAAAUUCGGGAAGCAUGCCAAACCUUGCCCAGAAGGACGUCCGCAAUGGCGGCUACCCAAAAAGCCAGGAGCAACCGUCGGUCACCUGCUACAUUCCUGGCUACGCCCCUUACACGGAGUGCGAUGUGUAUUACAAUAGCGGCUACGUGUAUGAAAAUGGCACGGAGGGCCAGUACACGGUUAACCCUUCCUACCGUUCAUCGGCACACUAUGGACACGAGCGCCGCUAUCGGGAUUUCAGGUCUUUCCACGAGGACGAGAUGGAGAGAGUGCCGCACAACCCGUACGCCACCCUCCGCCUGCCGCGGAAGCCGUCCGUGAAAUCUGAGCACAUCACCAAAAACAUUCACAAGGCCUUAGUAGCAGAGCAUCUUCGCGGCUGGUACCAGCGUGCCUCUGGGCACAAAGACCAGGCUCAUGGCCUGCAGGCAGGCUUUGACGCCGACAGAGGGUCACAGAGGAGCCUGGGCUUCGCUGGACUGCAGGUCCCCUGUUGUCCGAGCAGCCGCGCGUCAUCUUUCUCUUCAGCAUCUUCUACAAAUGCCUCUGGGAAUUGGCGGAAUCAGAUUGCACUGGGACUUCCUGAUUAUGAUACGCUGUCUCAAUCCUCUUAUGCUAGCUGUUACGGGAGUGUGUAUGGCAACCACCCACUGCCAAGCAGGAUGUAUGCCGAAACAAGCCAGUUGGGCAGCAGCAACAGGGACCAGUUGGAAGGAGACUUGCAAGACGGUGACCAGGGACUGUUCUGGCAUGAGGAUUCGAAGCCUGGGACUUUAGUGUGAGCCUAGCCUUGGCUUCAGUUACCCCAUGUGCCUUGCACCUUUAUGCUGUUCUACAAAGCAAACAAAACAAAACUUAGCUUCCUGGUGCAACUCAGAAAUGAGGACUGUUAUGGGAGGAUGAAGUAUUCAGCGAGACAAAGCUGCAGAUUCUUAUCCACGUUAGCACAACAAUAUGAAUCCAAAUAGACCAAAAUGAGGAAGAGGUCUGGUUUUAAAUCUCCUACCACAAAAUGCAGCCUUUGGUUGAAGUAUUUUGGAAAGCACUUUUUUGAAAAGACGGAAAGAAGAUGAUGGUGCAGACUUCAAAAAAAAAGUGAAAAGGGGAUUCUUCUUGGGACCAUUUUAGGAGCACAAUUCAGAGAGAAAUUCAGAGUCGCUUCUGUCGUAGCAUCUGCUGAUCAAGAAGACAAGUUUGUGGCACACUGAAUGGCUACAAGGCAGAAGGUUGACUUUGCAGCACUCCUUGAAGAAUGUUUGGGGUUUUAAACAGUAUUUGAAUGAGGUUAAAGAUGUUUUUAAGAUGUGCUGUCCUGAAUGUCUCUCUCUUAUCGAAGCACCGUGAAAAGAAAAGAAGCAGUGGUUGCACAUUGCAAUGUACCACAUAAAUCUGUGACAGCAGCAUAGCUGCCAAGUUAUCCCUUUUUUUAAGGGAUUUUCCCUUAUGCUGAAUAGGCUUCCUCGCGAGAAAAGGGAAAACUUGGCAGCUAUGGACAGCAGGGCGGCUGUUUUCUGGAAAGUGCAAGCAGGCAUCUUCAAAUUGCUUCCUAGUGGGGAGUAAUUUUACAACUCUCCAUGAUAAAUUUUCAUUUAUGCAAGAAUGCAUGCAGGUUUAAAUGUGGAAUGCACAGGGAAACACUUGGUUUUGAUACAUCAAUAAGAAACAGAAAGUUUGCAAGAAUAUUUGCAUUACUGAUGUGACAAUAUGUCCAAUGUAUUGAACGGCUUCACUAUAUUGACCAGUAUUAUUUUAAAAAACAAAACAGUGGACACAAUUGCACUUAACAGUAAUACCAAGUUGGUGCCUUAAAAAUCAAAGGGCAUUUAAAUUGUAAAAUAUGCUAUCUGUAAAAAGCAGGUGCACUAUGCAUUCACUGGUCCCAGUCAAUGAAGUCAGGAAUAGAGCAGAAUACUUGAAUAGCCCCUGCUUCUCUCCUGGUGCAACCUCUCACCUUCAAGAUGUGAUCAGUGUUCAUUAUCUGUUGUCCAAGGAGAGAGAAAAAGGGGGAAGGAGUACCAGGCUGGAGAAUGAUCUGGCUUGAGCUGACAGUAGCCGUUUUCACACAAUAACAAAGAGGCAACACAGAUAUAAAUGGACCGCAAGGCUGUGUGUUUACCCUGCUCUUGAGGGUGCAUGAUUCAUUCUGACCCCUUUUGUGUUGAAGGAUAACUUCUGAAGUGGGGAGCCUUUUUAUCCCUGCAAGCUCCCUGUGUGAUUUAAGAAUCCUGAAUGUGGCAAGCUUCCACGGAUAGAAAAAGACUCUCCACUUGUUAUCCCUUACCAUAUGAGGAGUUUUUUGUGACCUCAAGUACCUUUCUUUCCAUGUUGCCGCCUUCACACAAGUAAUACGUGAAGAAGACUAGCAUAGCCAUCUGUGGGAUCUGUGAAUGGAAGCCUGUUUCCACUCAUGUGAAUUGCCUCCUAUAUAAAUCGGGGCAACAGAGUGAUGAAUUAGCAUGUACACAAAGUAAGUGAAUUUUUUUUUCUGUGCAAACAAAGGAAGAACUCAACUGCAGGUUUUAUCUAGGAGGAAUAAGCCUACCUCAUAUCAUCUACCUGUAGGAACAAAUUAACUAAAGUUUACCUAGUGUAAUUUUGCAAACUUAUAAAAAAUAAUUUUGUUUCUCAGCUAUACUGUACUUCAGGAUUCUAUCCAAUGGUGCUGUUUGGGGAUCUUCCUUUUUUAAAAAAAAAUACAAAAUGCAGAAUCACUCCUUGUUAUUGUGAAUAGAAAGGUUUGGGGGGGGGAAGGUUUUUGAACCUUUUUUUUAACUGAUACUCCAAAUCAUGUAAAAAGAAUUCUAUAAAUAUAUAUAUAUAUAUAUACAGAGAGAUUCUGAAUUUGUUAAGCUGGUCCUUAGUCAUUUGUAUUAUUAGAGUUAAAGUUUGGAAUAAACGUGGAAAAAAAGAAACAAAAAUAAUAAUUUAUUUCUUUUGUGCAUAUUUGUAUAGCCUUUUAGAAACAAGGAUAUCUUUUUUUGCCUAUUCUUUUACUACUCCUGACUUUUUAAAGACCUAUGAUUUUGUAUAGGUCAAUAAACUCAAAAAGUAUGCUACUAAACAUUUCCCGUAUUCUCUAUUUCUGUUUGGUUUUUGUUUUUAGCUUUUGGUAUCCCAAAGUUCCGGAGUGGAUGACAACUUAAAUGCACAGGUUAUGAUCUAGUCAAAGAAAAGCACUGAAAGAUGUGCUUACUUCUCUCUCAAGGUUCUCCAUCCUUAGCUUAUUUUGAAUGUAGGCCUCCUUCCCUCUUCGUUUUUCCUCUUCUCAAGAGCGUGCAUGUACGUUUUAUAGUUGUGUGUUGUACCAGAAUUUCCCAUUACCACAUGCCAGCCACAUCUCUAUAUAUAAAAAUGUAAACUGGCCAUGUCCGUUAGUAUCCACGUUUCACCAAAACCGCUUGACCGAUUGCGUUGAAAUUUUGACAAAAUGCCACAUGUGAAUAUGAGACUAACCCCAUACCGUUUUCAAAGACAGAUGUCACACCUGUGCCUGGUAAAACCCCAAAACCCCGUGUUUCAAAACACACCACUCAGACGAAAAUGCAUUCUGGGAAAAGAACCAGGUUGCAAACGAGUGCCCUCUAGCGGCGGCUACACUGGUACUGCACCUAUAAAACCUUUCCUCUCAACAGCACCUCAGCUCCCUUUUACAUACUAGGCCAAAGCCUUUACAGACUAGGCCGA